GAUGGCAACUAUGAGCUUCACAUCUUGUAUUGUUAAAACUGCAAUCCCCAACCGAUUCACAGGUGCUCUUCUCAAGGCCCCGGGAUCUCUUGGAUCCAUCAAGAGCAGCUCAAAAUCCUUUGGCUUGAAAUGUUCCUCCAAUUACCGAACAUCCAUGGCCGUGUACAAGGUUAAGCUCGUGGGACCAAAUGGCAAGGUGAGCAAGAUUGAAGUUGCCGAUGAUAAAUACAUUCUGGAUGCAGCCGAGGAGGCUGGACUAGACCUGCCUUAUUCCUGCAAGGCUGGAGCUUGCUCCACCUGUGCUGGGAAGAUGGUUUCAGGUUCCAUCAAUCAAUCCGAUGGUUCCUUCCUCGACAAUAAACAAAUAGAAGAGGGUUAUUUGCUGACUUGUGUUUCGCACCCUGUCUCAGACUGUGAGAUUCACACUCACAAGGAAAAAGAUCUCUACCAAGUAUUGUGUGGUCAUAAAAUAUGGCAGUUUAUCAAGUUUGCUGUCUAG
This is a messenger RNA of Hibiscus syriacus, 499 nucleotides long. Its product is annotated as ferredoxin-1-like. Bases 2 to 499 code for a protein of 165 amino acids. The record is from RefSeq and is a predicted model, not a curated record. Gene Ontology annotation, biological process: electron transport chain. Lineage: Eukaryota; Viridiplantae; Streptophyta; Magnoliopsida; Malvales; Malvaceae. Gene Ontology annotation, cellular component: plastid. Gene Ontology annotation, molecular function: electron transfer activity; 2 iron, 2 sulfur cluster binding. The transcript has a single exon.